Messenger RNA from Onychostoma macrolepis, 2132 nucleotides. Its product is annotated as zinc finger and SCAN domain-containing protein 21-like. The transcript is spliced from 2 exons. The coding region runs from base 902 to 1588 and encodes 228 amino acids. NCBI's taxonomy places the organism in Eukaryota, Metazoa, Chordata, Actinopteri, Cypriniformes, Cyprinidae. The record is from RefSeq and is a predicted model, not a curated record.
UGACCGACGAAUUGGGAUCCCUACCAAAGCGCCACAGGAGCUGCCCCUUCCAGUGCCCUGUGUAGGCCUCCUGACCCUUCCUAUAAGGCAGACGAUAGGACCGGGCUUUACACAGAGAGGGUCAACUACUGUUGUUCCUUGGGCAACCCAGACAGUAGGACUUGAAUAACACUGGGAAGCCUGCCCUUCCAUUUGGAAGAGGCACACUGCAGAGUCACCUCCUCCCAGAGGGGGUUAAGUGGCAUUUAGACAUGUGAAGUAACCCCGUAGGGCCCUAUUGCACAUGGAAGUCUCUGAGAUGGCUUAGGCUGCUGUGGCGAGGGGGGCAUGGCUCAGCGAGGUCUGCAGCGGGAGAGAGAGCUGGGAGUCGAGCGGUGAGUAAGUGGGUCAAGUGCAAAUGACAAACACCUGUGUCUUAUUCCAGUAAGUGGCGUGGGGAGAAGGUAUAAAAGACACCUGGGAACGUCAGAGAGGAGAGAGAGACCUACUGUGGACUGGAGGCUGCGAUCUGGGGAUUGUGCGAGUGUGACGUGUGCUCAGGAGAGCAGGACUGUUUCCGUGCGGAUGCACGAUUAUGUUGAGCGCUGAGAGCGCGACUUUCUGUUGUUUGAAAAACUAAAUAAAACCCCAGUCUCAGCCUAGCCGACCUCGUCCUCUUCCUUCCUACCCAUUGACUUUGUUACACUGGUGCCGAAACCCGGGAAGGAAGCAGGAGGGACGCUGCCAUCAUGCAGACUCCCACAAGCACGCCGUUUGCGGACGUUAUCUCAUCUCUUGCGGUCCUCCACCAAGAACAACACCAGGCGCUGCUGGACAUGCGGACUGACCAGGAGCACCGCUUCCAGGCCAUUUGUCGGGCGCAGCAGGAGGACCGCGAGACGUUCCGGAGCCACUGAACAAGAUGGGGGCUCAGGAUGACCACAAAGCUUUUUUAGAUCUCUUUGAGAAGACCGCGGAAGCGGGGAGGUGGCCUCGUGAACAGUGGCCGGUGCGUCUGAUACCCCUCCUAUCUGGGGAGGCGCAGGUGGCUGCGCAACAACUGCCCGUGCCGAACCUCCUGGUCUUCGAUGAUCUGAAGAGAGCCAUCCUCCAGCGGGUCGGCCGAAGCCCAGAGCAACAUCGCCAGCGGUUCCGUUCGCUGGUCCUGAGCGAUAGCGGCCGGCCCUUCGUGAUGGCACAACAGCUCCGGGACUCGUGCCGCAAAUGGCUGCUGGCUGAGGGAAGCGACGUCGACCACAUCAUCGACCGGGUGGUACUGGAGCAAUUUGUCACUCGCCUGCCAAGGAAGACUGCGGAGUGGGUCCAGUGCCACCGACCGACGUCGCUGGACUCAGCCAUCCAGCUGGCGGAGGAUCAGAUGGUAGCGUGCCCCGGGGUCGGCGAACAUCUUCCAGCUGUCUCUCUCUCGUCACCUUUGCUUUCUCCCUCUCUCUCUCUCUCUCCCUCUGCCGCUCGACCUGUUCCCCUUCCUAGGUCCCAUCCUCCAGGUCUUCCUCGGGUCCCACCCCGAGGACUGGGUGGGACUGGCCAGGAUUAUACCGCUGGUCCGAGAAUCCCGCCCAGGGGGGGCGGGGCGGACCUCCGCUAGGACCGAUACGGGCUCCGUUUCCCCGCUCUCCCCACGCCACUCACUUAACCCACUUCCUGCCACUAGGGCGGCGGGGAGGUCUGGGCCGGCCUGUUGGCGUUGCGGGGAUCCGGGGCAUUUUAUUGACAGGUGUCCGGUGAUGGAGGUGGGAACAAUGAUCCGGGUCCCGGAUGCACCGCAGGCUGCCCCCGAUCAGGCUGGCAGGUACCAAAUACCUACUGACGCGUCGGACAGGGGGCUGGGUGCAGUCCUGUCCCAGGAGAUAGAGGGGGAGGAGCGGCCGGUGCUGUACAUUAGUCGCAAGCUCUCGAAGAGAGAGACUAAGUACAGCACCAUAGAGAAGGAGUGUUUGGCCAUCAGGUGGGCCGUCCUCACUCUCCGAUAUUAUCUCCUGGGACGGGAAUUCACUCUCUGUUCGGACCACGCCCCUCUGCAGUGGCUCCACCGCAUGAAAGAUACCAACGCGCGGAUCACUCGUUGGUAUCUGGCUUUACAGCCUUUUAAGUUCCAGGUGGUCCACAGGCCGGGUGUUCAGAUGGCUGUG